GACCUUCUCACGGUUACUUGAAUUAACUGUUAUGUUGAUGGAAAUAACUUGGACCACAAGGCACGCAGGGCGGCGCAAUACGGCUCGGCCAGUUGCGCAAGUUCGCGGGACUCGAUCGGAGUCAUCCCAAUACAAAGUAUCAACAGGAUUUCGAUAUGUUUGCAAUUAUAUACUUUCUUUGUUCUCUCCUAACGAGCUAUGCAGAUUUGACGCAAUAUGACCAGCGUCAAACAGGAGAUGUUAAUGUCCAGGUUGAUCUUAAAGACGUGCAAAUUUUUGCUGUUAUGAAAGGCGAUAAAGAGGAAUAUGUGGAUUAUGACUACGCUUACGAUUAUUCAGAAUUAACAAUAAAACCUCAAAACCGUACCACGCCUAAGCCACAUAACGGUACAGGUUCUACGACCGAGAAAAUUGUAACGAAACACAAUACAACAAUUAUCACAACGGUACUACAAGAACAUACAAUUGCACCCAUAAAUAAUGAAUUAACGACUUCAGGAUUGUCUUCUGGAACGAUCGUUCCAGAUAAAGAUGAAAGUACUACUACUGUAAGGAAUAAUCCUGACAUCAUUACUGAACAAAAUAUUGGGACGAUCAAAGAAGUAACAGUCGCACCCAAUCAUGGAUCUACCCGUAAAAAUUGUAGAAAAGGAUAUGUUUUAAAUCAAAAGGGGCAAUGUCAACUGAAAAUGAACACUACUGAAAAUGCGUUACUAAGGCUGGUUAAAUUGUCUCAAAAAUUGAAAUUGAGAAGACAGAACAAGAGUAAUGACAACAACUAAAAGUGUUUUUAUUGCGAAUA
Messenger RNA from Pararge aegeria (speckled wood butterfly), 802 nucleotides. RefSeq lists its product as uncharacterized. NCBI's taxonomy places the organism in Eukaryota, Metazoa, Arthropoda, Insecta, Lepidoptera, Nymphalidae. The record is from RefSeq and is a predicted model, not a curated record. The transcript has 3 exons. The coding region runs from base 156 to 782 and encodes 208 amino acids.